AUAGAUAGAUAGGUGUUUGUUCUUCUAGAAAGGCGGACUAUUAAAGCCAUAACAGGUUAUCUCCGCCUUAACGGAGAGCUUUCCAAAGGAGACUUCAUGUGUGCAGCCCAUCCACACAGACCAAAGCCAGACAGCACUGCUUCCUGACAGCAGCUUCAUCUCGCAGACUGCACCUCACAAAUCUGCACCUCACUUCGCUGUCAUUAAAAAUGUCGAUACUCGAGACUUUCUGAGGAUUUAAAUGACUUUCCAGAAACAGCAAAUGUAAUCGAUCACUGAUUCUGCUCUUUUAUCAGAUCGUUUAAGGCGCUAUCAGACUUUGGAGACAAGAGGGUGGAGAAGAAACACUUCCAUACACGGCGAUAAAGGUGGAGGUUGUCAGCUGAUUGUAAGUGAUCUCCACUCAUGAAGGGCAUGGAGAUGUUGCGCCGCUCCUCGGUGUUUGCGGCUGAAGUCAUGGAGGUGUUUGAUCGCUCUCCCACGGAUAAGGAGCUCGUGUCUCAGUCUAAAGUCUUGUGCAGGGAUUACAUUCACUCCAGACUCCAUCAGGCUGGAAUCGGAUGGUCUAAACCAGAGCAUGGAUCCGGAGCACUGGCUGAGGUGUCUUCAGUUCUUCUGUGGUUGGGUGAUGAGCUGGAGUACCUGCGACCCAAUGUGUACCGCAACGUAGCAAGACAGCUCAACAUCACAAUUGCAUCUGAGAGUAUAGUCUCUGAUGCCUUUUUGGCCGUUGCUGCAGAAAUCUUCUCUACAGGUGUAACAUGGGGGAAGAUUGUGUCUCUGUAUGCUGUGGCCGGAGCUCUAGCUGUGGACUGUGUUCGGCAUGGGCAUCCAGCGAUGGUGCACACCAUUGUCGACUGCAUGGGCGAGUUUGUUCGCAAAAGCCUUGUGUCAUGGUUAAAGAGGAGAGGAGGCUGGGCGGACAUCACAAAGUGUGUAGUCAAUACAGAUCCCAGUUUCCGUUCUCAUUGGCUGGUGGCAGCUGCCUGUGCCUGCGGUCACUACCUCAAGGCCGUGGUCUUCUACCUGCUGAGAGAAAAAUAAAGAGCAGCACACACAAGUGACGGACAGCUGGACUCUUCCAAAACUGGCAGAAGGGGUUUCUAGUCACUGCUUAAGCCUUUCACUGCUCUUGAUGUGUUUACACUUG
Molecule: messenger RNA, 1150 nt
Organism: Sinocyclocheilus grahami
Lineage: Eukaryota; Metazoa; Chordata; Actinopteri; Cypriniformes; Cyprinidae
Product: BCL2 family apoptosis regulator BOK
Exons: 5
Coding region: 406-1044 (212 amino acids)
Biological process (GO): release of cytochrome c from mitochondria; extrinsic apoptotic signaling pathway in absence of ligand; intrinsic apoptotic signaling pathway in response to DNA damage
Cellular component (GO): mitochondrial outer membrane
Molecular function (GO): BH domain binding
Source: RefSeq, a predicted model, not a curated record